Messenger RNA from Salvelinus fontinalis (brook trout), 6726 nucleotides. Its product is annotated as protein mono-ADP-ribosyltransferase PARP14-like. The record is from RefSeq and is a predicted model, not a curated record. Lineage: Eukaryota; Metazoa; Chordata; Actinopteri; Salmoniformes; Salmonidae. The coding region runs from base 771 to 6032 and encodes 1753 amino acids. Gene Ontology annotation, biological process: negative regulation of gene expression. Gene Ontology annotation, cellular component: nucleus; cytoplasm. The transcript is spliced from 15 exons. Gene Ontology annotation, molecular function: NAD+ poly-ADP-ribosyltransferase activity; transcription corepressor activity; nucleic acid binding.
UGGAAAAACAUCUAUAGUGUUUGGCAGCUAACAAGGCAGGCAAUAUUAAACACUCAUAUUGGGCUCCCGAGUGGCGCAACGGUCUAAAGGCACUGCAUCUCAGUGCUGAAGGCAUCACUACAGACACCCUCGUUCGAAUCCAAGCUGUAUCACAAUCGGCCGUGAUUGGGAGUACCAUAGAGCGGCGCACAAUUGGCCCAGCGUCGUCCGGGUUUGGCCGGUGUAGGCUGUCACUGUAAAUAGGAAUUUGUUCUUAACUCACUGGUCUAGUUAAAUAAAGGUUAAAUAAAAAAAAAUAUAUAUUAAACUAUUCAACAUGCCAUUCUAUGCAAACGUUUGUGUUAUUAAAAGAAAUUGUGGUAUUAUAAGACAUGACAUAUACAUGUCUUUGAACGGGGUAUGGUAUUAGGUACCAGGGGUACUGGUUUGUGUCAAGAACUUCUGGGUUUCUCAUGCUCAACAGUUUCCCAUGUGUAUCAAGAAUGGUCCACAACCUUAAGGACAUCAGCCAACUUGACACAACUGUGGGAAGCAUUGGAGUCAACAUGGGCCAGCAUCCCUGUGGAACGCUUUCGACACCUUGUAUAGUCCAUUCCCCGACGAAUUGAGGCUGUUCUGAGAGCAAGGCGGGGGUGUAUUCUUUACAUGUUUUAUACACUCAGUGUAUGUUCUUACAUGCUUACAUGUUAUAAAGCAUAACACCUGCAGGCUUUAAGUAAAUUGUUACCCACAAUUCAGCAGGUUAUAGGGAGCCAAUUGACAGCCAGCUCAUGGCGUCAGCUAAGAGGAAGGCAGAGGUUGAUGCUCCUCAGCAGGAAUUACUAGGCUUCAAAAAGCCAGCUGUUGCUGCUACUGAUUCAAAAGACUUACCAAAGAGCGGGGAUGGAGAUGGACACACUCCCCUUACUGAGCCACAGACAGAGAUGGAGAUUGAACCGAUGGAAGUCGAGGACAAGCUGGUGUCCACCUCAGCCGUGUUGGGGAACAUUGAGGAGAGCAUGAACAAGGAGUUCCUGGAGAUGCUGAUAGAGAACAUCCUGAGUGCGUAUAACACCUCUGGUUCUGACUCUCCUACUGCAACACAAACAUUCAGUGUGGAGAUCCUGACACCUGUCCUAGACACUGGCCUGGCUGUUGUGACUUUCCAAAAUGGAAAAGAGACUGAGAACUUCAUCACCAGCUGCACCAGCAACAGGAUGUUCAGACAGAAACAACUAUCUGUUAAACUCCUGGAACUCACCACAAAAGUGAAAGUUGAAAACAUAAAUCCAAAUGUUAGUUCAGACCACCUCCAACUGUUAUUUGGAAAAGGGGGCGAGGAGGUGGAAGACGCUGAAAUGAAUGAAGAGGACCAAUCAGCAAUCCUCACCUUUCAAGAUCCUAAAGCUGUUCACAGAGUCCUAGAGAAACCACAUUACAUCGAGAAGCAGCCUCUCAAGGCUUUCCCCUUCUAUGAUUCUCUGGGAACGGCCUUGUACGGCAAAGACAGACCCACAUUGAAACUCCCUUCUGCCUUCACCGAAAACAUCAACCAGGCAAUUUGGAGAUACCUCUGUGACAACCAGGAAGCUGCAGAGACCAUCCACAAGGAAAUGACCAAAAACUUCUGCAAUGUAGACUUCCAACAACCUACCAUCAAGUUAAGCCCACUGCCAUCUCUACUCAAACAGAAGGGUGUGAAACCCAAGCACUUACAACAAUGGAAGGACACCACCAAAGUUGCUUUAAUCCAAGCCUUGUCUAACUUUAAAUCAUUGGAGCUCCAGGUUCAGGGCACUGCAUGGGAAGAGUCUGAAGGGGAGAUCCUCAAGGCGGUGUCUGGGGAGGCCGUGAUGUUAGUCCGGGAAGAGACCAGAGGUGUUCUGGCAGUGGUAGGAUUGGUAGAAGAUGUGGACCGGCUCAGGCAGACGCUGGAUGGGAUCAUGGACAGGAUAUCUAGAAGAAUCAAGAGGGAGAAGGCGAGCAUAACAGAGGAGUUCCCUCUGGUUCCAUCAAUCUACCAGGUACUGUUGCAUGGCGGCCUGCUGGACAAGAUUGUUGGUGAAUUCCCAGACUUGAAGCUGACGUAUAAUCAAGAGAGCCAGAGUGUGACCAUCUAUGGGUUGUUGCAAGAGGUGUUGUGUGCUAACAGAAAGCUUGCAGGUGAAGUAGUAGCCCUGAAACAAAAGCUGGUGGAAUUGGAUGACUACGUCCUUGAGUUCCUGCAGGAAGAAAACCAGGAAAAGCUAUCCAGUUCCCUUCUCACCUUACAGAGCAUCAAUGCAGCACUAAAAAUAGAGAGAAAAGGAGUGCAGCUUCUGGCAGUCUCUGAGGAGGCCCUGUGCGAAGCAGAACAUCAACUGCAUACGCUUUUGAUUUCUCAAUACAUAGAUGUAGAAGACUCCGAUCUCCUGAGGAUGUCCGAGUGGAAGGAUAUUGCCAACCGUUUGGAGGAAGCUUCAAACACUCCUUUCAGGAAAGUUAUGGUCCAGACAUCAGGUGCCUAUUCAGGACAACAAGUGGUAGUGUCUGGCUACAAGGAAAAGGUUCUCUUAGUCCGGAAUGAAUUGGAUGAUUUCUUACACCAAAAUGCUCAUGUUGACGAAACUAUCGAAGUUAAGCCUGAGGCUAUUGGUAAAUUCAUCCAGGAACAACACAGGGAUGCUUGGUCUGAUAAAGUCAGAGAUAGUGGAGUUAAAGUUUCUUUCAAGGAUGAGGCUAUUUACCUGAGUGGCACCAGAGUUCACGUAACAGAUUGCAAGGAAUUAUUCGAAAACUUGGUAUCCUCCACAUUCUUUGACGCCUUGAAAAUCUCCAAGCCUGGAGCAAAGAAGUUCUUCCAGGACAAUGAGCCCAUGUAUGUUGACACAGUGAUGAAUCAGACAGGCUGUGUGGUCCAGCUGAUUGAAGAAGAGUAUGAUGCCAAUGGCGGACAAGGCAUAAAGCUAGCAGGAGGAGGAAUGAAACCUACCUACCAGCUUCAAACACCUGAUGGGGUGGAGAUAGCCGUUUGCAAAGCAGACAUGUGCAAAUAUUCUGCAGACGCUGUUGUCAAUGCCGCCGCCCUGGACCUGAAGCACAAUGGCGGUCUUGCAGGAGCUCUUCUGGAUACUGUUGGCCCUCAACUGCAGGAUGAGUGCAACCAGAUCAUCAAGAACAAGGGUCAGCUCAAGCCAGGGGACAGUGUCAUCACUAGUGCAGGAGGGAAGCUCCGCUGCAAGCACAUCAUUCAUGCAGUGGGACCCAGGUUUGACCAGGCAAACCCCCAGAAGGCCAUGGGACAGUUGAGGAGGGCGGUGAAAGGGAGUCUGGAUCUAGCAGAGACCCACAACUGCCUGUAUGUGGCUCUUCCUGCUAUUAGCUCCGGGAAUCUAGGUUUUCCUCUGACCCUGUGUGCAGACACCAUCGUCAAAGCAGUUAAAGAAUACUGUGACGACAAGUUUGGGUACAAUACUCUGAAGAAGAUCCAUCUGGUGAACAAUGAUGACAAGACAGUCCAGGCUAUGGAGGCAGCGGUGCUGAAGGUGUUUGGGAGCCAUGGGACUAGUCAUCCACGAGAGAAUCGACCCACCAUAGCUACACACAGACAGCCUGGUAAUCGGGUUCAACGCACAAGUGGUUCAAGUGUGCAGACAAAAGAGGGGCUAGCUAUUACCCUGACGAAAGGGAAUAUCCAAGAUGCUGUGACAGAAGUUGUGGUCAACACCGUGGGUGAGGACCUAGCACUUAACCAUGGUGCAGUCUCCAAGGCCAUCCUCACCGCUGCUGGCCCCCAACUUCAGACUCUGGUAAACCAACAGGGCACAGCCGGAAGGGCUGGGGAAGUCAUUGUCACCACUGGCUGCAACCUGAAGAGCAAGCGGGUGUUUCAUACCAUCGCCCCUCACUGGGACAAUGGACAAGGAGCACCACAGAAGAUAUUGAGCGGGAUCGUGAAAGAGUGCUUGAGUGAGGCAGAGCAUCAGGGACUCAUCUCGAUCACCUUCCCUGCCAUCGGCACGGGAAACCUGGGCUUCCCCAAAGACCUGGUGGCCUCUCUGAUGCUGGAAGAAGUCCUCAAGUUUAGCAGUAAGAAGAACCCCAAGCACCUGAAGGAGGUGGUCUUCAUCCUCCACCCAGGUGAUGCAUCGACGAUCCAGGCUUUCACUGAUGAAUUUAACAAAGGUUUCACAACCCAGUCGGGAACGUCAAGGGGCUCAGCAGCAUCCAGUCAACAGAGUAAAGGCCCCUUCUCUAAAAUCACUUCAAACUCAGGGAUGCACGAGACGAAGAUGGGAGGGGUGCUUAUACAGGUCAUCACAGGAGACAUCACUAAGGAGACCACUGAUGUCAUCGUCAACUCCUCCAAUAACACCUUCAGUCUCCAGACAGGGGUAUCUAAGGCCAUUCUCGAUGCGGCUGGUCAGAUUGUAGUAGCGGAAUGCCAACAACUCGGAGCCCAGCCUAACAAUGGAGUGAUACUUACCCAGCCGGGCAACAUGCGGUGUAAGAAGAUCAUCCACAUGGUUGGUCAGACGGACCCAAAGAAGAUCCAGGAGUCGGUCAAAGGAGCACUGCAAAUGUGUGCACAGAAUAACCUCACAUCCAUCUCCUUCCCUGCUAUCGGCACAGGUCAGGGCAAUGUACAGGCGGGCCAGGUGGCUGACGCCAUGUUGGAUGCUGUUGUGGAGGUGGUGGGUCAGAAGUCCCAAAACACACUGCAGCUGGUCAGGAUGGUCAUCUUCCAGCCUGCCAUGCUCACAGAGUUCCACAAAUCUAUGGUGAAGAAAGAGGACACAGACGUUGACACUCAAAAGAAGGGGAGCAUCUGGGGAAAACUUAAAUCAUUGUUAACCUGGGGUAAAGCUGACAUGCCACAAAAGGAUAAGGAUUUUGUCAUCGAGGGCCAGCCAGCAGAUCCAGCUUUCUUCCAUAUCUGCGGUGGAUCUCAGGCCAGAGUGGACCAAGCCAAGCGUUGGAUCAAGGACCUGAUCCUGAAGGAGCAAGUCAGCAACAGCAUCACCGAUGACGCCAUCCUCAACUUGUCUGACUCUGACCGUAAGUGCAUCCACGAAAUGCAGACCACCAUGGGAGUGAGUGUGAGGAUAGAAUACAAUUCUUCCAGGGAGGAAGCUAUGCUCACGGUCGAGGGCCUUAGCAAGGAUGUCCUCAAUGCAGUCAACGAGAUCCAGGAGAUGCUGAGGAAGGCCAGGGACAAAGAGACCUUCAACAGGAACGUGGAAGUGGCCAGCAACAUGGUGGAGUGGCAGUAUCAGCAGCAGCCAGGGGGGCAGUACCAGAGCUUUGACCCCAUCCCCAACUUCCAUCUGGAGCAGGCGCUGGAGAGGAAGUUGCCCCACAUAGCGGUCUCUUUCCAGGGGCAGAUGUACAAGGUCACCCUGCCUGACGGGCCUGCUACAGAUACCCAUAACAACAGCCUCAAAAUUAGACGCAUCGACAAGUUUGCAGCUCAACCCAUUGACAGUCUCCCUCAGCAUUGGGAUGCCAUGCCAGCAAACACGUCAUGCCAUUCCUGCCUCAUUCAGCCAGGAAGCCCAGAGCACAAUGAAGUCUUAAACUUGUUCCAAGCCACCUGCGGCAACAUUGUUUUAAAGAUUGAGAGGAUCCAGAACCCAAGCCUGUGGAGGAACCUCCAGAUCAAGAAGGAUGAAAUGGAGCUCAGGAAUGGUCAUAAGAACAACGAGAAGAGGCUCUUCCAUGGAAUGUGCCACACAACCAUCAAUCACAUCAACCACCAUGGCUUCAAUCGGAGCUAUGCUGGGAAAAAUGCUGCAAUGUAUGGAAAAGGCACAUAUUUUGCAGUUGCUGCCAGCUACUCUGCCAGUAACACAUACUCAAGACCAGAUCCACAAGGACAGAAGUAUGUUUUUCUCUGCCGAGUUCUGACUGGAGAUUUCACAACAGGACGACAGGGGAUGAUAGUGCCUCCAGCUAAAAACACUACAUCUGCUCAACUCUACGACAGCGUGACAGACAACCCAUUAGGGCCAUCCAUGUUCGUUGUAUUCAACGACAUUCAGGCAUAUCCCGAGUACUUGAUCACUUUCCGCUAGACCACAGAGAUAAAAGCAAUGCAAAGAACACUCGUUCUUUUUAUCUGCCGUGUAAAGUUUUCAGGAGCUUUUCUACGAUCUGUUUUAUAAAUUGUCUUUUAUAAUGUUUCUUAAACUGAAAAUGAUUGUUACUUUUGCAUGAAAAAGUGUAACUAUUACAGGUUGGUUGUAUAAGUUUGCCAAAUGACUGUCAUUUUAUAAUCUACAAUUGAUGUUUUUUUUUUUUUUUUACAAUCUCAAUGGCCACUGUGCUUUGUGCAGGUUGUACAUAGGGGUUGGGACUUCCUGUGAAUGUACAUCCUUGUUCACUGUCUCAUUGGACGAACAACUGAAAAAAGACAAAGUACUCUGCAUGGCUUGUUUUGGAUUGUAGUUCAGUGUUGCCAAGUUGAUUGUAAACUAUGGUCAACGUCUGAUAAGCACAUACAUUUAUAUGACGUGAGUUAAUGGAUAGAGAAUAAGGCUCUAUGAAAGUCCCUGCCUUGUGCUGAGAAAUCAUGUGACACCAAAUGUGAUAUUACGUGGAUGUGUAUGUUUAUGAAAUGGCCUUUCAAUCAGUUUGCUUUUGUGCAGGAAAGUAAAAAUAAUGAAUAUAUUUUCCAGCUAUCAGAUUCAGAUAUAUAUAUGCUGAACAGAAAUGUAAACGCUACAAGUAGUUUUUCAUGAGCUGAAAUAAUAAAAAAAUCUGACAUUU